UUGUUAGAGUAUCGACACUCCCAUCCAACUCUACCUUCUGCGCCGAACCGAGAGAGCAUCUGCAAGUUGCAUGGUCCUUCCAACUCUACUCUGCGCCUUCUCAACACACCCAAUUCCCUUUUCAAAACCCUAAUUUCUUCACACAAUUUCAAUUUUGGUUCUUCAAGAAAAACCAAACAUUCAUUCCUGUACAUACGAUUUUGUCUUCUUUGUUCGGUUGUUCCUUUUCAUCUAAAGUUAUGACUUUGUGAUACCCAUUUGUAAGAAAACUAGUUAUCUUGCUUCAAAAUUUGAUUUUGACUAGGUGGGUAUUCUGUUCUGUUAUGAUUUUGAUUUUCUGGUGAUGGCACUUGAAUCAUGGGUUCUGGGUCACAAAGUGUUCAGUUCCGGGUCCAGAUUGCUUCACCCUGCGCAUGAGAAUCGGCCUAGGAGAAUGCCAAUCAAGGUUUUGGGUAGGAACAGUAGAUACCCAUUUCCUGUUGUGUCUAAUUUUGUUAGCCCCUCCAGUUUUUCAAGCUUUCAGGUUUCAAGUUAUGGAGUAGAAGCUGCAGUAGGUACCACUACCAGGUUACUUGGUAGAGCUCGGUUGAGGUGCUUAGGUAGUAGCACUAGCACUAGCAGUGAUUGUUUGCAUCAUGAGAAGAAUGGUGGUUCAAAUGGCAAUUUGAAAUUUAUACAGGAGUUGUUGUUGAAGAGGGGAGUUAUUUUGGCUGCAACUGUUUGUGGGGUGCUGGUGUUUGCGUGUCCGCGAGUUUUGGCUAUUGAAGGUGUGGUCAAUGCAGGUUAUGGUGUAAUUGGGCAGAGUAUACUUUUGCUCAGGAAUACAUGGCCUACAGUGUUGCAAAUUCUUCGUUUAUUUAAGGAGCAAGGGCUGAUAUUGGCAGUGCUUUUGGGACUUUCAGCUUUUUUCUCAAUGGCAGAGACUUCAAUUACCACACUUUGGCCUUGGAAGGUUCGUGAAUUGGCUGAAAAGGAGUCUGAAAAUGGUGUCUUCAGACUGCUCCGAAGUGAUGUUACUCGAUUCCUUACGACUAUACUCAUUGGCACAACUGUGGUCAAUAUUGGGGCAACUGCUCUGGUCACAGAAGCUGCAACUGCAAUAUUUGGUGAAGCUGGUGUUAGUGCAGCAACAGGAGUGAUGACGGUUGUCAUUUUGCUUCUCACGGAAAUUACUCCAAAAAGUAUAGCGGUUCAUAAUGCCACUGAGGUGGCUCGAUUUGUGGUCAGGCCAGUGGCAUGGCUUUCCCUGGUUUUGUAUCCUGUAGGGAGAAUUGUUACUUAUCUUUCAAUGGGGAUGCUGAAAUUGCUUGGCUUAAAGGGAAGAAGUGAGCCAUAUGUAACUGAAGAGGAGCUUAAAUUGAUGCUAAGGGGUGCAGAAUUAAGUGGGGCAAUAGAGGAAGAAGAACAGGAUAUGAUUGAAAAUGUGUUGGAGAUAAAAGAUACACAUGUCAGAGAGGUUAUGACACCUCUUGUUGAUGUUGUUGCAAUUGAUGCCAGUUCAAGCCUUGUAGAUUUUCAUCACUUGUGGGUCACACAUCAAUAUUCAAGGGUACCUGUUUUUGAGCAACGCGUUGAUAAUAUAAUGGGUAUAGCAUAUGCAAUGGAUCUGCUUGAUUAUGUUCAGAAGGGCGAGUUGCUAGAAAGUACAACAGUUGGAGAUAUGGCUCACAAGCCUGCAUAUUUUGUACCUGAUUCAAUGUCUGUUUGGAAUCUUCUUAGAGAGUUCCGAAUCAGGAAGGUUCACAUGGCUGUCGUUCUUAAUGAAUACGGUGGAACUGUGGGAGUUGUAACUCUUGAAGAUGUUGUGGAGGAAAUUGUUGGUGAAAUCUUUGAUGAAAAUGACUCAAAGGAGGAGAUUCAGAAAAAGACCGGCUACGUAGUAAUGCGAGCAGAGGGUAUAUUUGACGUGGAUGCGAACACAUCCAUUGAUCAGCUCUCUGAUGAUUUGAACAUCAAGAUGCCAGAGGGUAUUCAAUAUGAGACAGUAUCAGGCUUUGUGUGUGAAGCAUUUGGAUACAUCCCAAGGACAGGCGAGUCCAUCAAAGUUGUACUUGAAAGGGAAGAUGAAGAUGAUAACGAAGAAUCUGAUGCUGACCGCCAGGAUCAGAAAGAGAAGAACCAGAUUUUCAAACUUGAGAUACUAGCAGGAAAUGCCAGAAAAGUGAGCGCUGUUCGGUUUGAAAGGGUAAAUAAUGGGGAUGAAAUGUCGGAGACUAAAGAAGUCACUCGCUUGGUCCCGAAAAUCAUGAAAAGAAGAAAAUGGAGCAGUGAUGAGGACUCAGAGGAUGAUGCAGAAUAUGAUGGAGAAGCUGCAUUGGCAAAGAGACUACAUGAUGAUGCAAUUUCUAGUGAAUUUGUAGUUGAUCAGGAAAGUUCUCAUACAAAAAGUUGAGUUGUUUCUUUCUUCAUUUUUUUUUCUCCUUUCUUUCUCUCUGUUUGGCAUGCUUUUGUGCCAUUUUUUUGCCACAACAUAUAAAAUGGCAAAAUUGAGAUACGUGUACAAAAUGAGGACCAGUCAGUUAACAUGUAGAACCUUUCAAACAAAAAGGCUUCUAUGUCGAUGAAAGUCUUCUAGCGUGUUUGGUUGUGCAGCAGAAAGCCACAUAAUCACUUAUGAGAAGAAGUUACAAAGUGUAGCUUCUUGACUCAUCGUGAUUUGGUCUUCACCAGUCCAAACAUGCUAGAAGGGUUGUGAAAUUGUAAUAAAGAUCGCAGUGAUUUGAUUUUUUUUGCA
Molecule: messenger RNA, 2734 nt
Organism: Lotus japonicus
Lineage: Eukaryota; Viridiplantae; Streptophyta; Magnoliopsida; Fabales; Fabaceae
Product: putative DUF21 domain-containing protein At3g13070, chloroplastic
Exons: 14
Coding region: 344-2392 (682 amino acids)
Molecular function (GO): flavin adenine dinucleotide binding
Source: RefSeq, a predicted model, not a curated record